AAGAAGUACGAUAUCCUUUUUAAGGAAGGAGAAAGAAACAAAGUUAGCAAUGAUUUUUGUUGAACCACAAAAAGUGUCGAUAAUGUUUCUAUAAAUUCCCAAUUAAUAUAGUAGUAUCUCGUUUUACAAAAGAAGUCCAUGGCUGUCUCAAUUAUUACAAUCUUGGAAAGUUUAAGAAAAAUAAAUGUAGUUUUGUGUCGAUAAUGUUUCUAUAAAUUCCCUGUUAAUAUCUCUCGUUUUACAAACGAAGUCCAUGGCUGUCUCAAUUAUUACCGUCUUGAAAGGUUGAAGAAAAAUAAAUAUACUCCAUAUAAAAACUGACCAAUUGAUAUAUACUACUCUUUUGAGUUUUUUCCUCAAAGCAUCAAAAUUUCACAUGAAUGGAAAGGUUGAGAUCAAUUGUCACAUUUUUGGGUGUACUAUAGCUUUCAAUUUCUAAAAUUCAAUUUUAUUUCUUGUUUGAUUUUAACUUGGUUGGUAUCAUUAUACUUUUUGCAACUUAGCCUCAUUGCACAGGGAGAACUAUGGUGUGUGGAUUCAAAAUUUCAUAUUGUAAUUUUGGGAUAUAAUCAUUAAUUAUUCAAUUCAAUUGUACAACUUUAAUAAAUAGCCCAUACGUUCUAUUAACUUAAUUUAAUUAUAUCUUAUUAUAAAAAUAAAAAUCUAAUACUUUAUUCAAUAAAAAAAACUUAUUGUCUUUGUUCAUGUUACUUACACUGUUCUAUUUCGGUUUGUCCCAUAAUACUUACACUAUUUAUAUUUUAAAUAAAAAAUAAGAUAUUUAAUUAGCAUAUUAGAGUUAAUUAAGUAUUUGAUUAUUAAGUGAUCUUUUAUUACACUUAAAAGGGCCCGCCAUUUCGCCCCGGGAGAUUCCCGUGUUUCGGGAAGGGAUGUAUGAAUCAGCUGAGCUUGUAACACCAGCCUACGAGGUUGUACAACGACGGCACCUUGAUGAGGGGAGGCUUCAACGGCAGUUAUGACACUUCCACCGGCAAACAUUCUUCGUACUACCAAGUUGUGUGGGAGAAGAAAGUUGGGAGUGGGAGUUGGGUUUUCAAACAUAAGCUCAUGACUUCUAAAAAUUAUCCAUGGCUUAUGCUUUACUUGAGAGCUGACGCAACUAAAGGUUAUUCCGGGGGCUACCACUACGACACUCGAGGAAUGCUCAAAAUUCUGCCGGAGUCUCCUAAUUUCAAGGUGAAGCUGAGUUAAGACAUCAAGAAAAGGGGAGGUCCGAAGAGCCAGUUCUACUUGAUGGACAUAGGGAGCUGCUGGAAAAACAACGGCGCCCCCUGCGACGGCGAUGUUACUUGAUACUCGGAGAUGAUCAUCAACCCAGCAACUCAGGCGUGGUGCAGCCCCACCAAUCUCGUUAAUUGCCCCCAAUAUCACAUCACUCCAGACGACACCAAGAUACUCAGGAACGACACUGCCAACUUCCCUUACGGAGCCUAUCACUAUUACUGCGCCCCGGGUAAUGCAAAGCUUGCCGAGAAGCCAUACAGCACUUGUGAUCCCUAUAGUAAUCCGCAUGCGCAGGAGUUGGUGCAGUUGCUACCUCAUCCCAUCUGGGAGGAGUACGGCUACCCUACCAAGCAGGGUGAAGGGUGGGUGGUGGGAGACGGGCGUAGCUGGGAGCUCGACGUUGGAGGCCUUUCCAGCAGGCUUUACUUCUAUCAGGAUCCAGAUACUGCUCCUGCAAGAAGAAUAUGGACCUCUCUUGAUGUGGGAACAGAGAUCUUUGUUAGUGAUCAAGAUGAAGUGGCUGAAUGGUCUCUCAGUGACUUUGAUGUUAUUCUAACUUGAUCACACAACGUACCAUAGCAGAGCAACAAAAAGUGUUAGCACUGCGCAUCACAUUAUUUAACAAAAAGCUUGAUUUUCCUCAUUAUAAUUAUGUUUGGCAUAUUCCUGCUUUCAGCCACACAAACAACAACUGUUAUUGAUAUUGUAGUAUAUGUCUAGCUAACUGUUUGGUCUUGAAACCAUCAGUGAAACAUAGCAAAACCAUCAAUAACUAAUAGCAGGUGGUUGCCAAAUUGCAAUCUCAGACCAACUAACCUAAGUUACUGAGCGUCUUAACUCGGUCGGAUGGAUAGAUUCUUAGUAGAAUACAAGAUUCAGCAGCUGCAUCAACCUCCUCGAAGAAACAAUGGGGGGCAAAACAGAGAUCUUUGGUUAGUGCAGAAAAUGGAUGGAGAAUAGGACUAUAGGAGCGUAUCUGCAGCUGAAAAUGCUAGGAAGUAAAAGCCAGUUUAAAAGAGUCUAAACUCUUCGGAUACUAAGUUGAAGUGAAAUAGGCAAAAGCAUUCAUUUCUUGUUGCAAGAUAAGAGCGUCAACAAAUGUGUGCGGAUCCUAGCCUCCAAUAUCUCAUCUAUAGAGUGACUAGUGAUUCCAACUCGAUGAUCAGUUACAAGACCUUGAGGGAAAUUAUAUGUACGGAUGUGUUCUGAUCUGUCCCCACUACC
Messenger RNA from Salvia splendens (bonfire salvia), 2469 nucleotides. RefSeq lists its product as uncharacterized. The coding region runs from base 1324 to 1806 and encodes 160 amino acids. The transcript has 2 exons. The record is from RefSeq and is a predicted model, not a curated record. Lineage: Eukaryota; Viridiplantae; Streptophyta; Magnoliopsida; Lamiales; Lamiaceae.